Molecule: messenger RNA, 1975 nt
Organism: Microplitis demolitor
Lineage: Eukaryota; Metazoa; Arthropoda; Insecta; Hymenoptera; Braconidae
Gene: JMJD5
Product: bifunctional peptidase and arginyl-hydroxylase JMJD5
Exons: 8
Coding region: 551-1798 (415 amino acids)
Cellular component (GO): nucleus
Molecular function (GO): histone H3K36 demethylase activity
Source: RefSeq, a predicted model, not a curated record
AACUUUAUAUCGAGAGCCGGUUAUCGAAUUCAUUCAAUCGAUUUAGAAAACUUUAAAAAAUAAGCGGCAACUUUGGAGGAUUCGGAUUUUCCACAUAUUUUUAAAUUUCGAACUGAAAAAAAAAAAAUAAUAAUCAAUAUAUUUUUCGUUUAAAAAGUAUGAGUGUAAAUGUAGCAGAUAUCAGAAAAAUUAAAAACUACAAAUAAAUAGAGUUAAUUAUUAAUAAAGGCAGUGUCUAUCUGCACGAUUCACGCUACAGCCCGUGAUGCUCUGUGCAUAAAUUUGUUGCAAAAAUAGUUUAAUUCAACGUAAAAAAUUAUUUUAAUUAGAAAAAAUUAAAAAUCCCCGGAGAAUCUAGGGAUAUAUCAAGUGACGGGGAAAAUUACAGGCUGUAGCGUAAAUCGUAUAGAUAGACACUGCCGUUCUUCUACUCAACGGAUAUAAACUUUUUAAAUAUUAUUUUAAGGUUAGAAAAAUGUAAAUAUUGACACCAUCACCAUUAAAAUUGUAAACCAUUCAAUUACUUUUUUUUACAGAUUUAAUUACAAUAAUGUAUGAACUAGCUCCACUGACUGGUGAAAAUAUACCAUGGGAUAUAUUGAUAAAUUAUUGUAAUAAAAUAUCUAAAGAAAUAAAAGUCCGAUUAAUUGUUUUAAUAAAUGACAUUAAAUCGUCAUUAGAAUUAAAUAAGAUACCCGAACAAAUAGAUUAUAAAUUAAUUGAAUUGGAUGCAUGUUUGGAUAGAACGUGGGAAGAUUUAAAUACCGGACACUGGAAAGACGUACCUAUUAAUUAUAGACAUUGUUAUACGAUUUGUAGUUUGUUAAAGUGUAUUCUUUUAGAAGUCAAUUUAAAAGAUAAAAGUACUUUGGAAGAUCAAGUAAUUAAAGAAAUCGCUAAACAAAUAGACAAAGGAUUAUUAUUGGGAGCUCCUAUUGACCAACAACCCGAAUUAUUAACAAAUAUCGCCUCGAAAAUAAAUAACUAUUGUUCAAAUAAAAUUUCAUCUUUGACAUCAGAAAAGUCAUUGGAGUUUGAGAUUGAUGAUAAAAGUUUAUCAUAUGAAUUAUUAGAAGGGUGCGAGUGGUUGAAAAGAUAUAAAACUCCGUCUAUGGAAACAUUUUAUCGCGAGAUAUUUAAAUCUAAAGUACCCGCUGUUUUGGAAGAUUGUAUUGGACAUUGGAAAGCAUUAACUUUGUGGAAAGAUCAAAAUUAUUUAAUUAAAAUAGGUGGAAUGAGAACGGUACCCAUUGAAAUAGGCUCAAGUUAUACUGAAGAUGAUUGGUCUCAGCAACUUUUGACUCUUGCGGAAUUUAUUAAAGGACAUGUAGCAAAAGAAAAUGAUACCGUUGGUUAUUUAGCUCAGCAUCAACUAUUCGAGCAAAUUCCAGAGUUGAAGAAUGAUUUUACAAUACCCGACUACUGUAAUUUUACUGACGAUGGCAAAGAGGACAGUGCGAUAGAUAUCAAUGCAUGGUUUGGACCAAAAGGUACCGUGUCACCUCUGCAUUAUGACCCAAGAGAUAAUUUAUUGUGUCAAGUAUUUGGAUACAAACAAGUGAUACUUUAUCAUCCAGAUGAUAGAAAAUAUUUGUAUACAUAUGACACAAGGCUACUAUGUAAUACAGCACAAGCAGAUCCAGUAAAUCCUGAUUACAAUAAAUUUCCAGAAUUUAGAAAAGCUCAAGGAUUUAUGUGUCAUCUCAAGCCUGGUGAAAUUUUGUAUAUUCCACCAGAGUGGUGGCAUCACGUUGUCAGUCUCUCCCCAAGUUUUUCAAUAAGUUUUUGGUGGAAUUAAAAAUAUGCUUAUGUAAUAACGUUUUUCAAUAAAAAAAAUAAUUAUAAAUUUAAUAAAUGAAAAUAAUAAUAAAAUUAUAUUUAAAUGAAUGCUUAAAUUAUAGAUAACGUUUUUGCAAAGUACAUGCUAAAGUUAAAUAUGAUAAUUAAAAAGAAAUAAAUAUUUUUAUGUAAAUGA